GGAUCUUAAUAAGACUGGAAGGAUGCAGCCAUCCUGUUGUUAUGAAAGGGCUGUGCGCAGAAUGCGGCCAGGACUUGACUCAGUUACGAAGCAAGAAUGGAAAACAGAAUGUGCCAUUAUCCACAGCAACUGUGUCUAUGGUUCACAGUGUCCCAGAACUGAAAGUUAGCUCAGAGCAAGCUGAGCAGCUAGGAAGGGAAGAUCAGCAGCGACUACACAGAAAUCGGAAACUGGUGCUCAUGGUAGAUUUGGACCAGACCCUGAUCCAUACUACUGAACAGCACUGCCAACAAAUGUCUAACAAGGGAAUAUUUCAUUUCCAGUUGAGUCGGGGUGAGCCUAUGCUGCACACUCGUUUGCGUCCUCACUGCAAGGAAUUCCUGGAAAAAAUUGCCAAGCUCUAUGAAUUGCAUGUUUUUACCUUUGGCAGCAGACUCUAUGCACAUACAAUUGCAGGAUUUUUGGAUCCUGAAAAGAAGCUUUUUUCUCAUCGGAUAUUGUCAAGAGAUGAAUGUAUUGAUCCAUUUUCUAAAACCGGGAAUCUUAGAGAUCUCUUCCCAUGUGGAGAUUCCAUGGUUUGUAUCAUUGAUGACAGAGAGGAUGUUUGGAAGUUUGCACCCAAUUUGAUAACUGUGAAGAAAUACGUGUACUUUCAGGGGAUAGGAGAUAUUAAUGCACCUCCUGGAUCAAGGGAAAUUCAAAUGAAGAAGAAAGUAAACCACUCAGCAAAACCAGAGGCACUGGAUUCAACAGUGACAUCAGCAAAAGAUGCUGAAGAAAUAAAGAAUGUUACAUGUAUAGAAGAACAAAGCAAUGGUCUCAAAGCUACAAAGGACACUUGCACUACUAAUGGUAGUACUUCUGCAAGCAGUGAAAUAUCUGACUGGGAUUUGAAUUCCAGUGGCCAAUCUAAUGCCAAGGACUCCUUGAAUGAUAGCAGUGAUUGCAAAACAGAGAGCGCAGUUGCUAACGAGUUGACAAGUGCGAAGGAAUCUGAGAUUUCUUCGGAACAAAAUGAUAAGACAGUCUUGGAGAAGCAGGAAAUCCAAGAAAAGGUAACAAAUGACUUGGACUUUGAGCUGUCUAGUGACAGUGAAAGUGAUGGUGGAGUGGAUGCCAGAAAGUCAUCCACUUCUGUAUCAGACAGUGAAAAUGAGGAAAAGAGAAGCUGGAAAAAAUCAAAACAACCUCUGCAGGUUGAAAAUUUACAGCAAGGGAGUUGCACUGAUGCAAGUGAAAAAAAGGAUGAUCAGGUGAACCAUUCUGAGGACACAAAAUCUCUACCUAGUGGAAAUACUCAUGACAAAUCUGUUGAUCUUGAAGCACAAGAAGAAAGCGAACAGGAAAGCCUCUGUGAUUUAGGAAAUGGGUGUUCAGACAAGAAGGAAGCUGAAACAGAGUCCCAGAUUAGUGAGCAGUCUGGAUUUACAAUGGGUGAGUCCUUAGACCAGAGUAUGGAGGAAGAAGAGGAGGAGGAUGAUACAGAUGAUGAUGACCAUCUAAUAUACCUUGAAGAAAUCCUUGUUCGGGUUCACACUGAUUAUUAUACAAAGUAUGAUAAGUACCUGAAAAAGGAGAUUGAGGAAAUUCCAGACAUCAGAAAAAUAGUGCCAGAACUGAAAAGUAAGGUGUUGGCAGAUGUAACCAUAAUAUUUAGUGGACUCUACCCAACGAAUUUUCCCAUUGAGAAAACACGGGAGCACUAUCAUGCAACAGCCCUUGGAGCUAAAAUUGUGAAGAACCUGGUACUAAGUGCUGAUGAUCCUGACAAAGCAACCCAUCUUAUUGCAGCAAGGACAGGCACAGAAAAAGUAAGACAAGCUCAGGACUGUAAAGACCUCCAUGUGGUAAAUCCUGACUGGCUCUGGAGCUGCUUGGAGCGGUGGGACAAGGUUGAGGAACAGCUUUUUCCCUUGAAGGAUGACUACAACAAAACACACAGAGAGAACAGCCCUGCCACAUUCCCUGAUGCGCACAGCACGUUCCCGACUGCUCUGUUCCACCCAACGCCCAUCCACCCCAGGUCUCAGCCCGGCCCUGAAGUUCGCCUCUAUGACCCCAACACUGGCAAGCUGAUCCGGAAAGGCUCGCCGCCCCCCGGCCAGGCCAUGUACAUCCAGGCUCCAGCUCCACCCCUCACCUUGCCAGUCCACGGGGAACACUCCUCCUUCAGAGUUGUUCAACCACAUCAGCAGCAGAUGUUUGAAGAAGAAGAAGAGUUACCAGCAAAUGAGAACGAAGAGCAGCCAGGCCCAUCUAAGCGGAAACGCCAGCCAAGUAUGUCUGAGACUAUGCCCCUGUACACCCUAUGUAAAGAGGAUUUAGAGAGUAUGGAUAAAGAGGCCGAGGAGACCACCCUGUGCGGGCUGCGCCAGGGCAGCCCUGUGGCUGCUGCCUUCCCCAAGCGAUGGGUGCGUUCACAGAGCAGCGGCGCGAUGCUGCUAGUAGCUUGGGAUUUCAGUGCCUCCUGUGGUGGUGCCCUUGUGAAAGCAGAAUCUGUG
Tinamus guttatus (white-throated tinamou) is the source of this 2501-nucleotide messenger RNA. The record is from RefSeq and is a predicted model, not a curated record. Lineage: Eukaryota; Metazoa; Chordata; Aves; Tinamiformes; Tinamidae.